AGCGCCCAUUGGAUGAUGAAUGUCGGUCACUUCGGCACCUCGCCAACUCGGCACCUGCCAACUCGGCACCUUGCCAACUCGGCACCUUGUCAACUCGGCACCUUGCCAACUCGGCACCUAGCCAACUCGGCACCCGAAUUUUGCCUCUUUCUCCCGACUUCCAACUCGGCACUUGACCUCCUGCAUCUCAUAUCAAGAUGGCGAGGCCUGUCGGACAAUCUGGCAUUAACAGAGGGAGAGCUUCAACUGAAGGGUAUCCUAGAAGCAAGGUUCCCCAAGGCUACCCUGAUCCAAGUGCAAGAUGUGUCAGGAGGUUGUGGGGCAAUGUAUCAGGUCAACAUCGAAUCUGAAGACUUUGCGGGCAAGAGGACCCUGCAGCAACAUCGCAUGGUCACCCAGGCUUUAGCUGAAGAAGUCAAACAGAUGCACGGCUUGAGAAUAUCUACAUCUGUACCAGAAAAGACCGACACAAGCCCCAGGUGAUAAACGAAAUGGCAGUGUCGGUGUUUUCCUGUAAAAAAACCAAAAACUUUUAGAAAGUGUGUGAACAAAAUCUCCACCUUGACAGCUGAACAAAAUGCGGCCGUAAUUUCACGGCUGCAAAAAUAUCGGCACCAUCGAAACUAACUGCCUUUUUGGAAUGUACAUAGGGAUACAUGUGAAUUUUUUUGUUUUGCCGAAAGAACUUGUACCUUUUUUGUGAUCUGUGGACAGAACUUUAAAUGGCCUUUGUGUUCAAAACUCCGUAACUUGAAAAGGACGUGGGUGAUUUGAAUGACUCUUGUGCUAAAAGAAAGCUCGUUGAUUGGGUUUUCUUAUCCUACUGGUAGAUUUUGUGCUACAGGCAAAACUUCAUUCAAAAAUUGGUCCUGCCAUUUGGGAUGCAUUUGUUUUUUACUCACCCUGUAGUUCUGAUUCCUUCGAUUUGAAUAUUGGAAAAUUUGAGCAGUCUCGAAGAGAGAGAUGAUGAAAAAUGAAUCCGUUGUGUGGUUCAAUUGACUGUCAAAUGCCACACUUUGGUUGACAACCAUUAUCGGGCAUGGUGUGAGAGCGUCCAUGAGGAAUUUUGAUUCAAAUUUCUUCCUUAAAAUCAGUCAAAUUUCAGCCACCACUGUACCUCAAUAUUAUUUUGAUAAGCUCUUUGUCAAUUUUGACGAGCCCAGAUGCUCUAAAAUCUGAGUGCCAGCCAGCAUUGACUGGCACAUGUUUGGUUUGAAUGAUUGAAUACUAAACUAUUCCACAAUGCACAGCCCUCUAAAAAAAAUGUAUUCUGUUCAUGUGUGCUUAAUACGACUGUACUUUUCGAAGAUUUCUGCUAUUGUAUUUGGGAUCAAAGUGCAACCACUGACUGUCAAAUGGUACCCUGGGCUAGGCUCUUUCAAUCAUGUCUCCAAUGGAUUGUGUGAAGUAGUUCUCACUUGCGCCAAAUUUCCCUUUUGUUUUUUCGUCGGAGCCGUUAACACCAGCACCUGUUCAAUAUGAGUCUGAGCCAACAGUUUGUCGAUCAUUCCUGGAAUAAAACAAAACGUUGCCAAGAUUUUUUUUUUUUCUUUCAAAAGAGGAGAAUAGAUUUUUUUGGCAGCUGCGUUUGUUGAAGUAUAGACUCUCCCUCUGCAUCCUGUUUCAAGAAUACCCCCCCCCCUUGAAAAAAUAAACAAAUCAUGGACAUUGGAGUGAGGCUGGUGAUGUUUUGUGUGAAUGUGACUAAGAAAAAAAGAUGAUGUAUUGUGGCCAUUGUUAAGAUCUGACGACAUGUAGGUCUGCAAUUUGUAACACGCAGACAAUUUUUUUUGGCAGUGGGCACUUGGUUUGAGUGACAGUGGAAAUGCAGCCUCAGAUAAUUUUUCCUGUGGAAAAUAAAAACGUUUAUUAAUCUUUAUUAAAGGGUCCCCAAUAUGAACUUUCUUAGGAACACAUUUUGUGCAACUUUCUACCUCCGCUUCAAUGUAUGAAAACUAUUUGACAUCCCUUUGUGGUUAAUUUUAUUGAAAAGUGCACUAAACAUUUAAACGCCUCCCUGAAAAGAAUUCUGGAUCCACCCUGCUAGCCCCCCCCCUCCCAAAAAAAUAUUGGCUCUAGAACCGCGUCUGAUAAUUGUGCCAUUAAAGUUUUUCGAUAAUAUUAUAUUUCCAUAUAGGUUAAUCCCUUGUGAUUUUUUAAUAAUAAAACUAUACAGUAGUCAGUAGAGGAUGUGACUGUGUAUGUAUUUUCGUUAAA
Messenger RNA from Patiria miniata (bat star), 2217 nucleotides. RefSeq names its product bolA-like protein 3. The transcript has 4 exons. The record is from RefSeq and is a predicted model, not a curated record. The coding region runs from base 13 to 483 and encodes 156 amino acids. NCBI's taxonomy places the organism in Eukaryota, Metazoa, Echinodermata, Asteroidea, Valvatida, Asterinidae.